Molecule: messenger RNA, 3066 nt
Organism: Fukomys damarensis (Damara mole-rat)
Lineage: Eukaryota; Metazoa; Chordata; Mammalia; Rodentia; Bathyergidae
Gene: Cyth1
Product: cytohesin 1
Exons: 13
Coding region: 135-1334 (399 amino acids)
Biological process (GO): regulation of ARF protein signal transduction
Molecular function (GO): guanyl-nucleotide exchange factor activity
Source: RefSeq, a predicted model, not a curated record
GUUCAGGAAGCAGCUCUGAGCUGUCCCUCUGACUGGACAGCCCCACCCAACCAAUCUGCAAAUUUGGCCAUGAGUUAGCUGCGACUUUCAAGCUCAGACAGACGAGACUUUUCUGUGUCCUAUUGGAGUGCAAGAUGGUCCUUAAAACUGAAGCGGAGGAUGUUCCUAGUGACCUAACUGAAGAAGAGCGUCAAGAGCUGGAGAACAUCCGGCGGAGGAAGCAGGAGCUGCUGGCCGACAUCCAGAGGCUAAAGGACGAGAUAGCAGAAGUCGCUAAUGAGAUUGAAAGCCUGGGAUCCACAGAAGAAAGGAAAAACAUGCAGAGGAACAAACAGGUAGCCAUGGGCAGAAAGAAAUUUAACAUGGACCCUAAAAAGGGCAUCCAGUUCUUGAUAGAGAAUGACCUGCUGAAAAACACCUGUGAAGACAUUGCCCAGUUCCUCUACAAGGGAGAAGGGCUCAACAAAACAGCCAUCGGUGACUACCUAGGGGAGAGAGAUGAGUUUAACAUCCAGGUCCUGCAUGCAUUUGUGGAGCUGCAUGAGUUCACGGACCUGAACCUCGUCCAGGCCCUGAGGCAGUUCCUGUGGAGCUUCCGGCUCCCUGGGGAGGCGCAGAAGAUCGACCGGAUGAUGGAGGCCUUCGCCCAGAGGUACUGCCAGUGCAACAGUGGGGUGUUCCAGUCCACAGACACUUGCUAUGUCCUCUCCUUUGCCAUCAUCAUGUUGAACACCAGCCUGCACAACCCCAACGUCAAAGACAAGCCCACCGUGGAGCGAUUCAUCGCUAUGAAUCGUGGCAUCAAUGAUGGGGGCGACCUGCCCGAGGAGCUGCUCCGGAAUUUAUAUGAGAGCAUAAAAAAUGAGCCCUUUAAGAUCCCAGAAGAUGACGGGAACGAUCUCACUCACACUUUCUUCAAUCCAGACCGAGAAGGCUGGCUACUGAAACUGGGUGGCAGGGUAAAGACCUGGAAGAGACGCUGGUUCAUUCUGACCGACAACUGCCUUUACUACUUUGAAUACACCACGGAUAAAGAGCCCCGUGGAAUUAUUCCUCUAGAAAACCUGAGUAUCCGGGAGGUGGAGGAUUCCAAAAAACCAAACUGCUUUGAGCUCUACAUCCCUGACAAUAAAGACCAAGUAAUCAAAGCCUGUAAGACUGAGGCCGAUGGGCGGGUGGUAGAAGGAAACCACACAGUGUACCGGAUUUCUGCUCCUACACCUGAAGAAAAGGAAGAGUGGAUUAAAUGUAUUAAAGCGGCCAUCAGCAGGGACCCUUUCUAUGAGAUGCUCGCAGCACGGAAAAAGAAGGUCUCCUCCACGAAGAGACACUGAGCACACUGCCAGGGGGUCGUCCAGCCUACAGAGCCGCGGCCUUUCUCCUGCCCUCCACUCCUGAGCACUGCAGAGCAGAGGGGUCCUGGCCAGCCCUGCCUGAGUUCUAGAGACUAGCUUCAGCUUUGCAUUUUUUUAAGGGGAGAAAGGGUGGGCAGUUGUCACUGGAAAGGGGACUGACACCCGCAAGCCCGGGCUCUCAGCCUUUCUCUCUGCUGAGGGGAGAUCCUGACACAGGACAGUGCACUCCUCCGCUCAGCAGCUCUGCAGCAGAGCUGGGAGAGCCCUGUGUACCUCGCAGUCACUCCUGCGCAGAGCCUUCCUCCCUGCACCGUGUACACUCUAUGUAUGCAUUAUUAUAUAGUAAGCGGAGAGGUGGAUAGGAAGAGAAGCCGCGUGCUAUAAAGAUCUAUUUUUGUUUUCUAAAAAGAAACAGAACACAGCUGCCCUGCCUGUUUGGGGGCCCCCUGGAGAAGGACUCCCAGGCUGACGCCUGCUCAAGAGUGCUGCCCAGUAGCCCGUCUGGGCGAGAGAGGGCUGGCACUGUGCAGCGAGCAGGGAGGCCUCUGUGGCGGAGGCAUGGGCAGCUCCCGCCCAAGUGCCUGCGGGCUGUAGGAGAGGAGGGGAGGGAACUGGCUGGACACCUCUGUCAUCUUUCUCCCUCAGAACCCAGGUCCUGCUGGGCUUUAACUAGAAAGUCAGCAUUUUCCUUGAGCUAAAUACCUAAUAACCAAAACUGUGAGGAGGUUAUCCCAACAGGUUCUGGGUGAUCUCACUGGUUCCUAUCUGGUUUUUCUUUCUCGUCCCCAAACUCCAUUCCUCGUUCUAGAGGAAGGAGAUCUUACCUGAUUCCCAUGGGGCUUCAGCUUUUUCUGCCUCAAAACGGGCCCUAAUGGGCCUCCCCUGGUGCGCUGUGUAGUGGCCUCCAGGGGGGCGGGGCCUGGUCUGCUCUGCAGGGGCAGUGGACCGAGAGGAAGGGUUGCUCUCCCUCCUCUCCCCUGCCCCUGCGUGUGCCUGUGAGUGGGCUGCCCCUCCUGUGCGGUGUGAAGGAGCCGCAAAACACAGCGUUCUCCUGCCGUUCUCUCAGGGACUCUCAAGGGCAGCUCCUGCCACAUGGCCAGGGCCAGCGUGCAGGGCCGGCAGAGCAGGUGGUGGCUGGCAACUCGGCAUACCCUCCACGUGUCCGGGUCGGGGCGUGCGGAGGGUCCUGGUCUCCACAGGCCAGUGGGCCGGCUCCUCUGACCCCACAGGAUAGGGGCAUCUCUGGAAAUAGCUUUGCAGAAGAGUGGAGGCAGGAGGAGGGCAGCAUUCUAACCCCUUCCUGUAGAUCCUGCCUGGAGCGGCUUCAGGCCUUCACCCGGAGCUUGUGAAGGUGGUGGAAGCGGGUCUGGGCUGGAAACCUGAGCUCUGGGGCCCAGAAGCAGAGCAGUGCCAGCCAGAGCACUGUAGCAGGCCCAGGCCCUUGCACUGGUUCUCACUAAUGUUUCCUGGACAGAGGCACCUGGAUCAGUAUUAGUCUAUUUAUCAGAGGUGUAAAUAAUCCAUGUAUAGUUUUUCUCCUUUAGAUUAUUUUGUAUUUGUUUUAAAAACUUUUUGUCAAAAUACAAAAUAUAAAGAAAUUUGUUGACAGGGUUUUUUAAAAAAUUAUAAUUAUUAUUCGGAUUGUUUUUGUUUGUUUUUUGCCUUGUAAACUAGCGCCAAGGAACUGCAGUAAAUAAACUCCAACUCUGCC